Messenger RNA from Alosa sapidissima (American shad), 1495 nucleotides. It is a transcript of the gene mixl1, whose product is annotated as Mix paired-like homeobox. Gene Ontology annotation, cellular component: nucleus. Gene Ontology annotation, molecular function: RNA polymerase II cis-regulatory region sequence-specific DNA binding; DNA-binding transcription factor activity, RNA polymerase II-specific. Gene Ontology annotation, biological process: regulation of transcription by RNA polymerase II. NCBI's taxonomy places the organism in Eukaryota, Metazoa, Chordata, Actinopteri, Clupeiformes, Clupeidae. The transcript has 3 exons. Bases 255 to 1259 code for a protein of 334 amino acids. The record is from RefSeq and is a predicted model, not a curated record.
AGAAUCCAUUAAAAUCCUUUAAAGCUCACCCGGCGCACGCCAGCGGUAGAUGCCGAACAUUCGCACCUACCUCACCAUCAGACGCGCGAGGAACAAUGUCGUCUGAAGGCAGCGCGAGCUGCUGUGGCAGUGCCAGUCUUGACCUAAUUGCCGACCAUUCGCACCUCGAGCCACUUUGAUCGACCGGAGAGGAUUGUGGAUAAAUAGCAGCCACACGUCCGCAGAGGUCAUACUCGUGUUGCUCAACUUCACAAAUGGAUACAAGGACUAUGCCUCCCGUUGGAGAUCUCACUCAGUUCCAGCUGUUCUCUGGAAGCAUGGAGAGGACGACCAUGCCACGCUCAGAUUUCACCGUGCACGACAGGGCCCGGUAUUUCAACCCGCAGGGCGCGCCGGGGGCUCGAGCUGACAGCGUGGCUCUUCUUACCCACCGCCGGAAGAGAACCAACUUCACACAGCAGCAGAUCGAGGUGCUGGAGAAGGUGUACUCCGACACCAAAUACCCAGACAUCUAUCUGCGGGAGAGACUGGAGUCGCUCACUGGCCUGCCAGAAUCAAGAAUACAGGUGUGGUUUCAAAACCGACGCGCAAAGUCCCGCAGGCAGGUGGGGAACCCGAUGACCCAGAAGAGCACCAGCGGGCCGCAAACUACCGUGUCCACCCUCCCCACGGCGCUGGCUCAGCUCCAGAACCGCAUGAGCCAUGACAUGCACAGAAUCGCCAACUUCACCACUGCAGACGCGUUUAUCCCCCAACUCCUGGACCCUACCGAAGACACCCACUGCAAAACGACCCUGCCGAAACGGAAUGGAUACGACCGCUCGCCCCCACUCGCAUGCGUUUACGACACAGGGUGCGAGGACGGGCGACUCAAGAUGGAUCAGCAAUUGAAGAGAGUCGAUCUCAGCGUGUCCGUGCCCUGUAUCCUCGCCUCCUACCGCGGGCAGAACGACAAUUUCACCUCCAACCACGGCAGCAUGAGCGCCGGCUCCAAGCAUGCCAUAGUGGAGUAUGACAACUUCCCUCCCAACAAGACCAUCGGGCCGGAGAUGAAGGUGGCCAUCCCUCCUCUGCCAUCGUCACACAGCUUCGUCCGGUCCCCCCCGAAGCAGGUCGCCUGUCCGGUCCCGGCCCCGCGGCUCAAAGACAACCCCGACCACUUCGGCCACUUCUCCCCCAUCCGAGGCAGCGAGGCCCGCGACUUCUCCGACUCGGAUUCCGAUUGGGAUAGAGAAGUGUUGUUUAACAGCUUUCUGUAACCACGCAAAGCAAACUGUGUUCUAUUUGUUUGUAUAUAACUGCAAAAACUUUGUAUAUAACUGCAAAACUUACUGAACUAUUUAAAGAAAUCACACCCCUGUUGUUUUAUGUGUAAAAAUAAAUAACCAAUCAGAUUGUGGCAAGGCCAUUAAUGACAGAUGUCUGUAGUCACACGUGUUUCUCAGAGAUUUUAAUAAACAUAAGAAACUGCAAGAAAUAUUUACAUUUCCGUAUG